GUUGAAUUCUUCUGCAUAGCUUGCUUCAAUGAAUCUAGGUUAAAAGACGUACACAAAGGAAUGAAAACUAACAACAAUCUGAAUUGAAAGAGGUUGAGUAAGUAAGCCCAUCAACUGACAACUAGCUAUGGAACCAGCACUACAGGAGAUAAGCACAGAAGUUCCAUCUGCCGCUUAGCGCCUGUCCAUCGAGAAUGUCGCAGGUACAGCAGGUGGCCGGUGCUCACGCCUGUAUCUGCGAAUCACGGCCACCGUUAGAUAACACCCGGGUUGGCGGAAUGUGGUCCUCGGGCGCCCCAGUCUCCGCGUCAGUCCGCCGCCAUGAAGACUCCGACCCCGGCCCUGCUGGCCGCCGUGCUGCUGCCGCUGGCGGCCGCCGCCGCGCCCGACACCCUCCGGCUGGUGAAUGUGGUGUACCGGCAUGGCACGCGCACGCCCAUCGAGGCCUACCCGACCGACCCCAACAUCGGCGCCUGGCCGCAGGGCGACGGCCAGCUGACCAACGAAGGCAAGCAGAACCAGCUCGAGCUGGGCCGCUUCCUUCGCAGCCGGUAUGACGGCUUCCUGCCGGAGCUCUACCACAUGAACUACACCCACAUUGAGGCGGCCGACGUGGACCGGUGUCUGAUGUCGGCGCAGGCCAACCUGGCCGGCCUGUUCCCGCCGCGGGGACAGGACGUCUGGGACGCCGAGCUCGCCUGGCAGCCGAUCCCCGUGCACACCGUGCCGUUUGAGGACGACUACAAGUUCAAGUCCUACAAGAUAUGUGACGCCUACAACGCGGAGCACGACCGCGUGUACAGCUCGCCUCAGGUUGAAGCGGUCAACGCCGAGUACGCUGGCCUGUACCAGUACCUGACCGAGAACAGCGGCGACCUGGUGGCCGACGUUACACACGUGCAGUACCUCUACGACACACUCCGGAUCGAGUCGACCCACAAUUUGACGACGCCCGAGUGGGCGCUCGCCGUGCCGCCUGGCUAUGACGCGCCGGCGUUCCCCGAUCUGAUGGAGCCCCUGGGAAACCUCGACUUUGCCCUGCUGGGUGCCACGCCACUGCAGCGUCGGCUUGGUGGUGGCACUCUGCUCAAGGACAUACUGAAGAACAUGAAGGCCAGCGUGUACGGCUACCUGAGCCCGCCCAACAGGAAGCUGUUCGCCUACUCGGGACACGACACCAACGUCGGCUGCCUGCUGACCACUCUGAUGGUAUACAACGGCGUGAUGCCUCCGCUCGCCAGCGCCGUGCUGGUGGAGCUGCACGCGGAGCCCGAGGUCGGUGCCACCGUGCAGCUGUUCUACCGGAACGACACCACCGCCGAGCCGUACCCGCUGCAGCUGCCCGGCUGCCAGCUCAGCUGCCCGUGGGACACCUUCGUCCAGCUCACCGAAGACGUGGUGCCAGACGACAUCGAGGCGGAGUGCGCCGCCGUGCCCGAGGGCUACGUCCCCAGGGCGAACAAGUGGCGCCGUGACUAGGCCCCGCUCCGAACGGGCAGGAGGGAGUCAGGCGACCGCGGGGAGUUCAGGCUGAAUCGAGCGGACGAUGACAGGGAGUCUGGUCGGGAAUGGUCGCCAUUUGGAAUAUGUUUGAUGAAACGAAACUGUGUUACUUCUUUCGUGAUUUAGUUGUGCAGUCAGCACAUCCAGGCGACGAUGCACACUGUUUUGAUUUUGUGUAGGUACUGCGUGAUAUACAAUAUACAAUGUCAUCUGGGCAAUACUGAAA
Amphibalanus amphitrite is the source of this 1729-nucleotide messenger RNA. RefSeq names its product lysosomal acid phosphatase-like. The record is from RefSeq and is a predicted model, not a curated record. The transcript is spliced from 2 exons. NCBI's taxonomy places the organism in Eukaryota, Metazoa, Arthropoda, Thecostraca, Balanomorpha, Balanidae. Gene Ontology annotation, biological process: dephosphorylation. The coding region runs from base 322 to 1479 and encodes 385 amino acids. Gene Ontology annotation, molecular function: phosphatase activity.